Messenger RNA from Phragmites australis (common reed), 1695 nucleotides. RefSeq names its product F-box only protein 13-like. The record is from RefSeq and is a predicted model, not a curated record. The coding region runs from base 323 to 1519 and encodes 398 amino acids. The transcript has a single exon. Gene Ontology annotation, molecular function: protein binding. NCBI's taxonomy places the organism in Eukaryota, Viridiplantae, Streptophyta, Magnoliopsida, Poales, Poaceae.
UUGGCCCUCAGCUAUAUAUACACACGGCUACAAAGCAAACGGCGACAAGGUGGCGGCGACGCUUCCAUCGCUCACUCCACACGACGAGUCGACGGCCACCGCCGUGCCAUCUUUCUCUUUCCCCUCGCAUGUCAACGCGAACAAAAAGAGCUUCCUCCUCCUCCACCACCAGCACCUCCACACGAAGCUUCGUUCCCAUCGCUGCGCUUCCACUCAUAUAAAGUCAGUGCCUUGCACCACCACUGCUCCACUAGUGGCGCUCGGACUCGCUCCCUUUCGUCUUCUUGAGCUCCUCCGCUAGCUUCAGGAUCUUGCAGCGGGCAUGGCGGCCGCGGUGGCAGUGAGCGGAAAGAAGCGCAAGUGCGCGGCUGCUGUGCUCGCCGAGCUCCACGACGACAUGCUGGAGCGCGUGCUCGCGCGUCUCCCGCCGGCCAGCUUCUUCCGCCUCCGGGGCGUCUCCCGUCAGUGGCGCGCGGCCGCGGAGUCCAACACCUUCCGCACCGCCUGCGCGCGCGUCCCCUCUCGGGACCCGUGGUUUCUCAUGCUCUCGGAGGAAGAGAAGCAGCGCCCGGCCCGACCCGCCGUCGUGUUCGACUCUGCCGACCGCUCCUGGGCGCGGUGGAGUGGCGCGCCGGGGCCCGUGCCGGUGGCCGCUGCCGGUGGUCUCGUACUCUACCGCGACGCGGGCACGGGGGAGCUCACUGUGACCAACCCGCUCACGGGCGCGUCCCGCGCGCUCCCGUCGCCGCCGCCGUGCGCGACCGGCGCGCUUCAAGCUAUCGUUAUGUACGGAUCCCCGUACCACGUGGUCCUCAUCCUGGGCGAGCUCCCGGACUUGUCCAUGGUGGCGUUCGACUCGUCAAGGAACGCGUGGGAGGGCGCCGUGCCGCUGUCCCGGAAGCCGGAGGCCUCGUCCCCGGAACGCGCGGUGGAAGGCGUCGGCGGCGACGACACGGUGUACUUCCUGAGCAAGUCCGGCGACAUCGUGGCCACCAACAUGCAGCGGAGCGCGUCGAGGCAGUACUCGUCCGCCGCGGCGUGCCGCGGCGGCGAUGUCGUGGCCUACUUCCUGAGCAACUCCGGCACGGUCGUGGCCUGCGACCUGGCGCGCCGCGCGUUCUCCGAGCUGCCCCGGAUCCUGCCGGUGUACCACGAGUACUCCAUCGACGUCGUGGCGUGCGACGGCGCCGCCUACGUGGUCGUCCUCUCGGAGUUCCUCGACACGGCCAGCCUGCGGGUGUGGGAGUUCGCGGACGGCGAGUGGAGGCAGGUGGCAGCCAUGCCGCCCUCCAUGUCGCACGCCUUCUACGGCACGAAGGCCGACGUCAACUGCGUCGGCCACGGCGACCGCGUCAUGGUCUGCGUUAGCUCCGGCGAGGCCAACGCCAACGGCUGCUUCAUUUGCGACGUCAAGACCAACCGGUGGGAGGAGCUCCCGCGGUGCGCCGACGGCGACGGGGAGGUCACGGAUUUCGUGGCCGCCGUCUCCUUCGAGCCAAGAAUGGAGGUCGCCGUCUAAGCGGACGCACGCUUCCUCUCGUCUUGCAGGGUAGCAUGGGCAUUGCUCGUUUCUUGCUGCUAGUUCGCUUAGCUCCCUUGUGUAUUGUGUACGCAGUUAUGCACCGAUCGAUGAUUGUUGGUGUGAUCAUGUUCAUGAUUUGUUCAGUGAUUUGAGAUCGUUUCAUUUGAAUCAAA